AUGUUCCAUACCCCUCCGAUCAAUGAGUCGAACUUUGAUGGGUCUCAAGCCAUCCGAGAAUCGUAUCGGAUUCAAGUAGAAGGCUCGUCCCCUGACUUAUCAAAUUCGUCAAGUAACGGCAACGGCUCGCUGACGAAAGAAGAAAUAGCAUCGGAAAUAGAACAAAUCACAGAACUACCAAUGGACCUGUCGCGCCUGGUUGAUAACUUCAUCGAUGAUCUCAAGCAGCCGAAAUACCUGAAACCGUUGAACGCUGUACAGCUAUCGGGGCUCUUCCAAACGUUUUACGCUAGAUUCGACAAAGCGUCGUUUCAAUGUCUAAACAAGGCCCCCGAUAUGCUCAAUUCUACGUUCUUCACAGCCCGUGAGACUUUGAGCAGCGGGAUUAGUGGCAUUUUCAAUAGGAGCAGAAGUAGCAGCGAUACAGCGAGAAAAAGAUCGUCAUCGCUCUUCAGCACGGACUCAACCAGCGGCAUCCAACCCAUGCUCUCACCAGAAGAAAUAAACAAGCAUCUAAGAAUGACGGAGUUGAACAACUACAGAAUCGAGAAAUUGUUGGAAUUGUGCGAGCACGACAUGUUUAAAAAGAUCCUGGAGGUGGGAACUUCAGUUCCUAACAACGUAUCAAAACUUGGUAAGCCCCAGCGAGAUUUGAAAGUCACAAAUUUAUUCAAAAACAGUCCAGAGUUUCUGGAAUUUGAUAGAGCUGUGUUCGAGAAAAUUGUGGUGCUAUCGGAGAUCACUAAAAGUGGUAAAAUUGAUAUGAUGGAUUUCUUAUCGGUACCACAACAAAAUCUGGACAGUAGCAAGCUGACAGCGCAUUUGGACAAGAUGGUUUAUGGACCUCUUGCUCCAUACGAAAAACUUCUGAACGUGAUAAAAUUGCAUGACGAGAUGACCAAAUCCUUAAAUCAUUUGAGUAAUGAUGAUUUUCUCUCGACGCUCAUUUACUUGAUAAUACAAACCCCAGUCAAGCAUAUUUUCUUGGAUUUGCAAUUCAUUAAACUAUUCCGCUACAACAAAAAGUUGGUUGAAAAGGAUCUUUAUGCUCUCACUAACUUAGAAGCCGCCUUGACUUUUAUAGAGGGACUUACUUUCGAGUCUUUACCUGUCGAAGCCCAAAAAGAAUUGGCAGGGGAUGAGCUGAUUUUGUUGCAAACACCUAUCUCUCAAAAGAUCGCGUUGCCCGAGGUACAAGUUUCCUCCAAUGACAGCUCCCAAAGAUAUUCGGGACUACCUAGGUCAAACUCAUACAAGGAGUUCGAGGGUUUGAGGACAGCUUUCGACUCCUCAUUGCGUAAUAUUUUUGGAAAAAUAAGAUCUUACACACCUCCGGUAGCUCCCCAGCCCCCGGCUACUCAAGAUAAAUUGCCUAAUGGUGUAUUGAACUUGCCAGCAUCUUCUGAUAUAGAUCUGAGCAAGAAAAGAUUGCCAAUAGAAGAUUCUUGGAAAAGUUUACGAAAUCGUGAAUUUGAGGAUUUGAAGUUGAGUGAAAUGAGACAGGUUUUUGAAAACUAUCAAAAACUUUUAGAUGCAUUAGAUAGCCAGUAG
Lachancea nothofagi CBS 11611 is the source of this 1551-nucleotide messenger RNA. The record is from the annotation of a GenBank genome assembly. Lineage: Eukaryota; Fungi; Ascomycota; Saccharomycetes; Saccharomycetales; Saccharomycetaceae.